GAAGGGUGUCCCGCCUGCGAUGUCUUUCAAGGUAACAAACCUCCUUCAGGUUAGAGGUGUGCAUGGAGCAUUUUGGGGAGCCGGCCAGGACAGAGUGAGGGCGACCUGGCCGGGCGCUGCCUUCCCCAGCCUCCUGCUAAGUUACCCUUGGGAACAGGUACUACGUCCAGAUCCAUAGGUGGGGAAGAUCCUGACCGCGAGACUGAGCAGAAGAGCAGGGCAGGGGAAGGGCAGCCGUCCGCAUCUCCACACGCAGACCCACAGGAAGCCUGGCCACGUGCACGGGCGCCACCUUCCCCGCUGGCAGGGCGGUGCCUCCCCGACGGAAGCUGGAGGGUGUCCCCAUGACCCGCUGACGUCCGCCCACCUGGGUCCUCGGGAAGAGGCUGCGAUGUCCCAGACGCAGGACUACGAGUGCGAGAGCCACCAUGCCGGCCUGCCGGAGUCUCGGAUUUCCGGGUCGAGCACAAGGCUGGAGUGGGUGGAGAUCAUCGAGCCGCGCACGCGCGAGCGCAUGUACGCCAACCUGGUCACCGGCGAGUGCGUGUGGGACCCGCCGGCCGGCGUGCGCAUCAAGCGCACCAGUGAGAACCAGUGGUGGGAGCUCUUCGACCCCAACACCUCGCGCUUCUACUACUACAACGCCACCACGCAGCGCACGGUGUGGCACCGGCCCCAGGACUGCGACAUCAUCCCGCUGGCCAAGCUGCAGACCCUGAAGCAGAACACCGAGUCCCCCCGCGCCUCGGCCGAGAACAGCCCCGGGCGGGGCAGCAGCGUCAGCCGCGAGGGCAGCACCAGCUCGUCCCUGGAGCCCGAGCUGGAUGCGGGCGACAAGGCGCAGGAGCCUGUGGGCCGGGCCAGCCGGCAGGCCGCGCUCGGGGCGGUGAAGGAGGAGAGCUGCAGUUCCCCGCUGCCAGGAGUGGCCCCCGAGAAGGACUACGAGGUUUACCGGGAGUACAGCACAGAUGGCCACCUCCUCCACUGCAGGACCUCCUCACUCCGCUGGAACUCGGGCACCAAGGAGCGCUUGCUCAUCAAAGUUGCCGACAGGGAGCCCAGCUUCCUCUCCCCCCAGGGCAACGGCUACCCCCUGGACAGCCAGCCUGGGGGACGCGCCCGCAGGCCCUCCGGGGGACAGCACUCGCCCAGCCCGCAGAUGUUCACCCCCGACGCGGACGGCCCUGCCUUCUUCCCAGAACGGAGGCCGUCGCCCUUCCCGAAGAGGGCUGAGCUAGGGAGCUGCUCCCCGCUGCCGGCCCAGCCCCGCAAGCCCACCAGCGACUCCCAGCCCUCCUCCCCGCGCUACGCCUACGAGCCCCCCCUCUACGAGGAGCCCCCCGUGGAGUACCAGGCCCCCCUCUACGACGAGCCCCCCGUGGACGUGCAGUUCGAGGCCGGCGGGGGCUAUGAGGCCGGCGCGCCCCGGCGGUCUCCCAGCCGCAAGCCGGCCCAGCAGGCCUCUGCGUCGCCCUACCAGCAGCUGGUGCUCACCAGGCAGAAGUGCCCGGAGCGCUACCUGAGCCUGGAGUACAGCCCAGCCGGCAAGGAGUACGUGCGGCAGCUGGUGUACGUGGAGCAGGCGGGCUCCAGCCCCAAGCUGCGUGCGGGCCCGCGGCACAAGUACACGCCGCACGCGGGCGGCGGCUCCCUCUCCCUGCAGCCCAGCCCCUGCCUGCUGCGUGACCCGCGCCUGGGGGUCACGUCUGGGGACUACAGCAGCAUGGAGGGGCCGGAGCUGCGGCCCACUCAGCCACCGACGCCACUGUCCCAGGCCCAGGACGAUGCCAUGUCCUGGUCCAGCCAGCAGGACACCAUGUCCUCCACGGGCUACUCGCCUGGCACGCGCAAGAGGAAGAGCAGGAACCCCUCUGUGUGCCACGUCCCCAGCACCCCCCCCACGGAGGGCCCUGGGGACCGUGACUUGCUCGGCCAGCAGCCCCUGACCGAGGAGCGGCCCCAGUGUGGGCCCGGCCUGGCGCCCACGAAGCACACGGAGGGCGAGGCAGGCGACGGGGACGGGACCCGGGGCCUGGCCGAGCCCUUCCUCGCACAGGCCCGGCUGGCCUGGGAGGCGCAGCAGGCCCACCUGCACAUGAAGCAGAGGGGCAGCUGGGACUCCCAGCAGGACGGCUCAGGCUACGAGAGCGACGGGGCCGUGCCGCUGCCCAUGCCCGGGCCCGUGGUGCGUGCCUUCAGCGAGGACGAGGCGUUGGCCCAGCAGGAGAGCAGACACUGGCAGAGGGGCGCCUUGGACAGGCUUGCCUUCCCCCAGGUCCUGCUCGAGAAGAGCGUCUCUGUGCAGACCAGCCUGGCCUCCCCCGAGCCAUACCUCCACCCCUCCCAGUCUGAGGACCUCGGCACCUGCGCCCAGUUCGAGAGCAGCCGGCAGACCCGGAGUGUCAUGCCCAGCGCCAGCUGUGUGUUCCCCACCUUCACGCUCCGCAAGCCGUCCUCGGAGACCGACAUCGAGAACUGGGCCUCCAAGCACUUCAACAAGCACACGCAGGGCCUCUUCCGGCGCAAGGUCUCCAUUGCCAACAUGCUGGCCUGGAGCAGCGAGUCCAUCAAGAAGCCCAUGAUCGUGACCAGCGACCGCCACGUGAAGAAGGAAGCCUGCGAGGUCUUCAAGCUGAUCCAGAUGUACAUGGGUGACCGGCGCGCCAAGGCGGACCCGCUGCACGUGGCCCUGGAGAUCGCCACCAAGGGCUGGAGUGUGCAGGGCCUGCGGGAUGAGCUCUACAUCCAGCUGUGCCGGCAGACCACCGAGAACUUCCGCCUCGAGAGCCUGGCCCGCGGCUGGGAGCUUAUGGCCAUCUGCCUGGCCUUCUUCCCACCCACGCCCAAGUUCCAUUCCUACCUGGAGGGUUACAUCUACCGGCACAUGGACCCUGUCAACGACACCAAAGUGACACAGCACAUGAAAGCGCUCGUGGAAAGGAACACUAAGAAGAAGUCCAAGUUGAGAAAGAAACCCAAGCCUUAUGUUGAGGAGCCGGAUGGGGUGGCCAUAAGCACAUAUGCCAAGUACUGUUACCACAAGCUGCAGAAGGCAGCCCUGACCGGGGCCAAGAAGGGGCUGAAGAAACCCAAUGUGGAGGAGAUCCGGCAUGCCAAGAACGCCGUGUUCAGCCCCUCCAUGUUUGGCAGUGCGCUGCAGGAGGUCAUGAGCAUGCAGAAGGAGCGCUACCCUGACCGGCAGCUGCCCUGGGUACAGACUCGGCUGUCAGAGGAGGUGCUCGCGCUCAACGGUGACCAGACGGAAGGCAUCUUCAGAGUCCCUGGGGACAUCGAUGAGGUGAACGCCCUGAAACUACAAGUGGACCAGUGGAAGGUGCCUACAGGCCUGGAGGACCCCCACGUGCCAGCGUCGCUGCUGAAGCUGUGGUACCGGGAGCUGGAGGAGCCCCUGAUCCCGCACGAGUUCUACGAGCAGUGCAUCGCGCACUACGAGAGCCCCGAGGCCGCCGUGGCCGUGGUGCACGCGCUGCCCCGCAUCAACCGUCUGGUGCUGUGCUACCUCAUCCGCUUCCUCCAGGUGUUCGUGCAGCCCGCCAACGUGGCCGUCACCAAGAUGGACGUCAGCAACCUGGCCAUGGUGAUGGCGCCCAACUGCCUGCGCUGCCGCUCGGACGACCCGCGCGUCAUCUUCGAGAACACGCGCAAGGAGAUGUCUUUCCUGCGCCUGCUCAUCCAGCACCUGGACACCGGCUUCAUGGAGGGCGUGCUCUAGCGCGCGGGCGCCGGGGGCCGCGGCUGGGGGGGGAGCGCGCCGGGCGCGGAGGCACGCGGGGCGGGGGGGGGGGGCAGCAUGCGGGGCGCGCCUCGCCAGGCCCCGCCGCCCAGCGCCCACCCGGGCCCUCGGCAUGAAGGCGCCGCCGGGGCGGAGGGGCUGCGGGAAGGGCGCCUCCGCCCCGCCCGCCGCCGGCCGCGGGCUGGCCGCGAGAAAGUGCCUUCUGUUUCCUGGAGCCAAGGGACACUGCCCCUCCCGGCCGGCCCGAGAGCACCCGCCGCCCUUCCUGGGGCGAGCCGCCCGGCUGGGGCUGCUGCGCUCUCUCUUCCUCUGCCCUCCCCCUGCCCUGGGGUCUCCAGGUCUGCGGGUUUCGCCCUCCCCAGUCCCUUCCGGCCCCUCCCCCCUGCCGCCUGCGGCCUCCAGUGUCGUUAACUGCGCAGGGGUUUGGGGGCUCCAGGGCUCUGGGCUGUGCACCACCAGAGCAGAGCCCGGCUGGUUCAGGGCUCGGUAGCCUCUCUCUGGGUGGGAAGGGGCCCCACGCCAAAGUCCUCUAGGGUGGGGGACAGGGUGGGACAGGCAUUCUUGGGGCAGGGUGGGGGAGGGGCAAGAGUAUUUUUUCUUGGCGUAACUAUAAAUUCAGACUCUAUCCCGCAUCCCAACCCGCCUGUGUAUAGAGAUAUAAAUAGAGCGAAAGAUAUAAGAACUAAGUUUACUAAUGACAUAGUCUUAACCCAAAUGCUAUUUAUUUCUGAGUCGGUCUCCCUUCUCUGCAGACAAAUUGAUACCAUUCCUUCAUUUUCUUCUCCACUCUCUUGGCUUCUGACCAAAAACCAAACCCUGCCCCAUCCCCAUCUGGGACCUGCAGCAGAUGAGAGGGAAGGCGCCCUGAGCUGGGGGACCAGAGGGCACCGGGGACUGCCUUUCUUCGAGGCCAGAGCCGGGGCGAUGGGGGCGUGGGGGGUGGAGGGGAGGUACCUAGACUCUGAGUUUGUACAUUUUCCAUUUUGGAAUUUUGAGUUCCAAUUGUUGUAAAACUUAAUUUCUCCCCAGUUUUUAUAUAUAUAUAUUUUUUAGAGUUGAGUUUUUAUUUAUUAUUAAAAACAAAAAAGCCCAGCCCUGCCGAGGCCCGGUGUCCCCUGGCGGAGCGUCCUCGUAGGGGCGGCCUGGCCACAGACUCUCGCUCUGACGCAUGGACUCGAGAGAUGGCAACACUUUGUGUGAAUAAAGCACGUAUGGACACUU
Molecule: messenger RNA, 4975 nt
Organism: Hippopotamus amphibius kiboko
Lineage: Eukaryota; Metazoa; Chordata; Mammalia; Artiodactyla; Hippopotamidae
Gene: ARHGAP39
Product: Rho GTPase activating protein 39
Exons: 12
Coding region: 392-3733 (1113 amino acids)
Biological process (GO): signal transduction
Cellular component (GO): cytoplasm; cytoskeleton
Molecular function (GO): protein binding; GTPase activator activity
Source: RefSeq, a predicted model, not a curated record